AUGAAUACUUUGCUUCUUUCACUGCAAUUGCUGCUUGGCCUGGGACUGGUCCAAGGGGUUCUCAGCAUCCAAGUGGGAGGCACUAUCAUGUUCUGUGCAGAGGGCUGCCAGGCCAUAGUGGACACAGGGACAUCCCUCAUCACAGGACCAUCUGAAAAGAUCAAACAGCUGCAAAAUGCCAUUGGGGCAGUGCCAACAGAUGGAGAAUAUGCCAUGGAGUGUAAUAACCUCAACGUGAUGCCAGACGUCACCUUCACCAUCAAUGGAAUUCCUUACACCCUCCCCCCUAAAGCCUACACACUAACGGACUUUGUGGAUGGAAUGGAGUUCUGUACCAGUGGUUUCCAGGGCCUUGACAUCCAGCCCCCAGCUGGGCCACUCUGGAUCCUUGGGGAUGUGUUCCUUGGCCAGUUUUAUGCUGUCUUUGACCGUGGCAACAACCUCGUGGGACUGGCCCCUGCUGUCCCCUAAAGCCAGGCCUUCUGUCCCCUGAGACACCUUCUAUAGACUCCUUAAGCCUUUUCUA
Gracilinanus agilis (Agile Gracile Mouse Opossum) is the source of this 526-nucleotide messenger RNA. RefSeq names its product cathepsin E (gene CTSE). Bases 1 to 471 code for a protein of 156 amino acids. The record is from RefSeq and is a predicted model, not a curated record. NCBI's taxonomy places the organism in Eukaryota, Metazoa, Chordata, Mammalia, Didelphimorphia, Didelphidae. Gene Ontology annotation, biological process: proteolysis. Gene Ontology annotation, molecular function: aspartic-type endopeptidase activity. Gene Ontology annotation, cellular component: endosome. The transcript is spliced from 4 exons.